Zingiber officinale is the source of this 4387-nucleotide messenger RNA. Its product is annotated as auxin response factor 5-like. Gene Ontology annotation, cellular component: nucleus. The record is from RefSeq and is a predicted model, not a curated record. The transcript is spliced from 14 exons. The coding region runs from base 1050 to 4091 and encodes 1013 amino acids. Gene Ontology annotation, biological process: regulation of DNA-templated transcription; response to hormone. Gene Ontology annotation, molecular function: DNA binding; protein binding. NCBI's taxonomy places the organism in Eukaryota, Viridiplantae, Streptophyta, Magnoliopsida, Zingiberales, Zingiberaceae.
CCCGGAUUAGAUUGUCUGAGAUCGCAGUCAAGUGAGGAUUUGCUCCAUUCACGCAGAAAAUCUUAAAGCAUACCCAACGCGCCUGGGGCUCAACUGAAGAGAUUGAUGCUGCGUUUAGAGUGAUUUAUUUGCAUAUUUUUAGACAUUAAGUACAAGAACAAGAACAGUGAGCUGUUUCGUUCUUGCUGAGGCUCUGCAACAACGACUCUGUGGCAGGCCACUGCUUUCGUGUAGUUCUCGACUUUGCCCGCUGCUGUGCCUAAAGCUGCCACAACUCAGACAACAUGCCAUGAGAAAAAGAAGCCACUUUGCUCUCGAAAAAGAAUUUGUUGCUCCGCUAAAAACAAUUUGGAAUGGGAUUAGAUAAAACGAUGGAUGAUGAGAAGAGAUGCGAGGAUUUGGAUUCGUUUACACUAUUUGGAAUGGUAGAAAGGUUAAAAAGGGUACGUAGGGAGAGAGAGGGGGGUGAAUCAUGGCGUCUUCCAUCAUCGAAAGGUCGGUAUCUUUAUGGCGAAAAGAGAAUAAAAAGAUAAAAAGGAGCGCCCCGAAUUCGACCACUCAUUGCGAUGCUGCUAUAGUUUCGCGUGCUUCUUUGGCUGGCAACAAAAAAUUCCACCUUUUUCUUCUAACGCAUCUUGUGGCCCUCUGCCUCCUCUUCAUCAUCAGCUCGACGACGAAAACUUGCAUUCGCAUUCGCCGCCCACGUCACAAUCUAGCUCCUCAUAAGUCGAUUGCUUGUUACUGUGGCCGUAAUCUGUUUCUUCUUCUUCUUCCUGCGAACUGGGACAGUUUGGUCUCUUGCUACUUUGGCUUCUCUGGCCUUGGAUUUUUCUGCGAUUUCGCCUCUUUUCUGUUGGUUCGAUGUGUGCCCUGUUCCUCAGCGUUCUUCCACUAAAAAUGAAAUUUUAAUUCUCCAUGCUUCACAAAGAUGCAAAUUUGACGACGUUGAAGGAUUCUCUUCAGAGGGAUUCAAAAUGCGGCAACAGUGGCUUUGCUCUCAGUCUUCACAUAUCUCACACUAGAAACUACUCUAAUACUACAACUUGAAAAUGUCUUCCAUUAGUCUAAAUAAUGCAGCUGCCCUGCUCGAUGAAAUGAAGCUGUUGCGAGAAGCUCCCAAUAAGUCAAGCGCAAGAAAGGUGAUAAACUCUGAGCUUUGGCAUGCCUGUGCUGGGCCACUUGUAUCAUUACCCCAACCAGGCAACCUUGUCUACUAUUUCCCACAAGGGCAUAGCGAGCAGGUGACUGCAUCGACUAGGAAAAUAGCAAAUUCACAGAUCCCUGCCUACACAGAUCUCCCACCUCAGUUGAUGUGCCAAGUUCAUAAUGUCACGUUACAUGCCGACAAAGAGACUGAUGAAAUAUAUGCUCAGAUGACACUUCAGCCUGCCAAUUCUGAAAGUGAUGUUUUCCCCAUCCCGGACCUUGGUUUUAGUAAAUGUAAGCAUCCAUCUGAAUUCUUCUGUAAGAUUUUAACUGCAAGUGAUACUAGCACACACGGUGGAUUCUCUGUACCUAGAAGGGCUGCUGAAAAACUAUUUCCACAAUUGGACUAUUCUAUGCAACCUCCAAAUCAAGAACUUAUUGUUAGAGAUUUGCAUGAUAACUCCUGGACAUUUAGACACAUUUAUCGUGGACAGCCAAAGAGGCAUCUUCUUACGACGGGAUGGAGUCUGUUUGUGGGUGCAAAAAGACUAAAAGCUGGUGAUUCUGUAUUAUUUAUCAGGGAUGAGAAGUCUCAGCUACUCUUGGGUGUUAGACGUGCCAAUCGAAAGCAAAUAUCCCUGCCAUCAUCUGUACUCUCCGCAGACAGUAUGCACAUCGGUGUCCUUGCUGCUGCUGCUCAUGCUGCAUCAAGUCGGAGCCCAUUCACUGUAUAUUAUAAUCCUAGAGCAUGUUCUUCAGAGUUUGUAAUUCCUUUAACCAAGUUCCAUAAAGCUGCAUAUACCCAAAUAUCAAUUGGGAUGCGAUUUGGCAUGACGUUUGAAACCGAGGAGUCAAGCAAACGCAGAUACAUGGGCACAAUUGUAGGCAUCAGUGAUUAUGAUCCUCUAAGAUGGCCUAAUUCAAAGUGGCGAAAUUUGCAAGUAGAAUGGGAUGAACAUGGUUAUGGAGAGAGAUCUGAUCGGGUCAGUGUAUGGGAAAUCGAAACCCCAGAAAGCCUUUUUGCUUUUCCUAGUGUAGCUUCAACUUUAAAAAGACAGUGUCUUCCUGGAUAUGUAGGUCCUGCAAUAAACAGGCAUCUAGGAAAUCUGAAAACCUUACCGAAUCCAAACAGCAAUGGGAACAUCGAUCCACCAAACUUUGCCGGCAUUGGUCCAGAAGAAUUUCUUAGGUUUCUCGAUAAGUCAUGUAAUCCUAACUACAAUGGUCUGCUUGGGCACCAUCCAUCAAUAUAUGCCAAUAUAUUGCAAAAUGCCAGAAGUAAUGAAUUUUACAGAAACAUAACUAUGCCGGCUUUAGGGACAACAAGAAAUUCUACCAAACAAGUGGUCGGUUCAGCAGCAAUUCAACAAAAACAGCAUUUCCGUCUGCAGCAAUCGAUGUUUGUUUCUGGAAAUGUAAUCCCGCAAGAACAUAGUUCGAUACCCCAGGGUGUUGAAUCAGAUUUUACCAGAACCAAUGUUACUUCACUAGUAUCGAGCACUGAAGAAGCCCAUCCAGCAGAAGAUGAACAAAAUUUUCAUGAUCAUGAUGUAGAGGGUGUGAAUCCAAAUAACCCACAAAUGAGUGAAAGUGCAUCAUUGCAUGAGUCUGUUUGUCAGCAAGCGAUAGUGUCCGUGGAACCGGCUGUUGAAUUGGAAGAGAAAUCAGAAAACAUGGUCAAAUCAGAUUCUGGUGACAUACUCGAAUGCCUGGAAGAAUUUGUGAAACAUCAAAAUGAAGAAAAUUCAACAGGUUCAGGCUCUUUCAGUGAUCGCAGGAAUACUGAUCAUGUACCUGUAAAUCAAGAUUUACAGGUGACAGAACAAGGUCAUGGCAAAUUUGUUCAUCAGCAGCAUAAUGAAACUUUAGCAUCGGUUUCACACGGGUUCAACACAACACAAUCAUCUGAUAUCACAAACUUAAAUAACUUAUUUCUGCAUCAUGACUACCCGCAUCAUGUCCCGGGCCAUGAUGCUUGGAUGAUGCAGCAUUCCGGUCUGCAACCCUUUGUAGGUUCGUCAAAGAAACUGGAAUUUCCUUACAUGAGCAUCAAGUCAGAUUCCUAUGUAUCUUCUACCGGAAAUGGUGCAACUUGCUCUACGGAUGUGUCUUUUAUAGCGGAUCCCCGUGCUUUUGAGCCCAUUCAGACAUUUCAGCUUCCAUGCAUUUCAGAUUCGCAGACCCCUCAGCGCUUCACGACUAAUAAUCAAGAAUAUUUAGGCAAUCAAUUGAACUCAAUUGAUGAUGAGCUAGUCGUCCAAGGUAUUUUAUCGUCUGAGGUUCAAGGAGAGUGCAGUUUCAUGCAUGGUAUAUCCAACUCAUGUGGGAUAAUGGACUUAUCGGAGGAAAGCAACAACCAGAGCAAUGCAAUUAACAAUCUUCAUGUUCCAAAUAUGGCCAUAGAAGGCCUGAAUAACUUGGGGUCUUCAGAGUUUCAUAUUCCUCCAGUGAUGCCCCUUUGCAAUUUCACUUCGAAUCAUGAAACAAUGUCUCAGAUUACUUCGUCAAGAAUGACAGAUUCAGCCUUUUCUCUACAAGACAUCCCUGACAGCUCCGCAGGGACUUCAACCAGCAGCAUGGCAGCGAAUGAUUACAACCUGUACCGAGGAUCUAGGAAGCAAACAUGUCAACAACCUUUAAGAACAUAUACUAAGGUUCAGAAACUUGGAUCGGUUGGAAGAUCCAUUGACGUGAUGCGUUUCAACAAUUACCGCGAAUUGAGAUUGGCCAUAUCGUGCAUGUUUGGAUUAGAGGGACAACUAGAUGAUCCACGUAGCUCCGAGUGGAAGCUUGUGUAUGUGGAUUAUGAAAAUGAUGUUCUCUUGGUUGGAGACGAUCCAUGGGAGGAGUUCAUCAACUGUGUUAGAUGCAUCAGAAUUUUGUCACCUUCUGAGGUACAACAGAUGAGUGAGGAUGGUGUGCCGCUUACGGAUGGCUUUGCAUAAACCAUUGAACAAAUUGAUGUACAUUGCGCAAAACAUCAGAACCAGAGCUUGAUCAUGCCUGAGAUCACAAAGCAAGAGUGAUCUUCUAACUUAUUAGGAUUUUUUUCUUCAGCCCAUCUUGUAUAUUGUUGUAUUUUCCCCCCCUAGGUUUAGGGCAUGCCUGUUGGAGAGAUUCAUGUAUUGUUGUAUGAGUGAUGGUGAAAUUGUAUGGAACGGAGACAUGGGUGAUGAUGUUAGUUUAAGCACUGAGAUUGCUCAUUCCUGAGUAGAAAAUUAAAUACAUCUAUGGGAUGAUG